GGCUCUUUGCAAAGAGCGAGAGGUCCCCGGGGCGUUUGGGGGCCUUUGAGGAGCCCUCGGAGAUGGUGUGGCCCUCCAGCCCCGACGCCUCCCUCUCCUCCACCGGCCUGGGAAAUCCCGGGGGGCGCGGCGCCGCAGAUGAGACACUCCCUCGGCUCGGGGGCAACUCGUCCCGUCCUCGCGCGGAGUGGGGUAGCCGGGAGCUCCCAGGGCGGGAGUCGGUCCCACUGCAAACUUAAGGAGCCGAAGGAGAGGGCGGGAUCGACUCGCGGCUCCCGCCGCCGCCUCCCCGCGAUUCCCGCCCGGGCAGCACUCACCGCGUCCUUCCUGGGCGUCUCGGCGGGUGGGGGUCCGGCCACGCUCCGGCCGGAGUCCUGCAGCUCCCGGGCCGGGGCUACCGCCUCCCGGAGCGCGCCCGGCCCUCCCCCGGGAAGCCCGGCCCCCGGCCCCGCCCUCUCCUCGCCGCCGCGGCCCCAACCCUACCCGCCAGAGGCUGGGGCGCGGGGGCUGCAGGCAUCGUGGCGACCGGCGGCUCCCGGAGCACGGGCCGCGAGGUAUCGGCUCCCACGGGAGAAGCGCCAAGCCUCCCUUCCCAGGGUGGCACCGCGCGGGCAAUGCGAGUCGGAUUUCGGCUUGCCCCUCCCGGCCUUCGCAGAGCCUGGGAGACAGACCGGUGGAAGCGGGAAGGGAUCGGGCCUGCCCGGGUACCCCUUGGAGGGAGGACUGGGGGCUACACUGCCUUAGUAUUUCUUUGCUGACCACAUCUUUCUUAUACGUUAGUUCCGUCGAGGCUCACAGUCACCCCCUUUUAAGCAUUAGGGUUCCCAUUGUACGGGUGCGGAAACUGAGGCCCAGAGACCUUCAGCAGCUUGCAAAAGAUCUGUAGUCGGGCAAGACCUAGAUUCCAGAACCGUGCCUUUUACCUGCACAGCCCCGCCUGCCAAUCUGAGGACUGCGUCGGACACGCGGUGGGGGUGAGGCAAAAAGGCACGAGCUCCUCCCCCUCUGUGUUCUUAGUCCCAGAUUUUGUACCACGAUUCAUUCUUAAAUCCCUUCGCCCCUCCACUUCCCCCCUUUUGUCAGUCACCAGCUUUGGUAGAUUUUUCCAGAUCGCCACGCUGCCACCCCACCCUUAGUAAGUCCCUUCUCUCUCACCGUCUUUGCCCCCACCCUGGGAUUUUUCGCAGCCUGCCUGUCUGUUAUUUAUAUCCCCUGGAGCGGUCCAAGAAUGUUCCGAGGCUGACCUAAUCGCCACCUGCUUGGCCUCUCCGUCCCUCCCGAUCCCUCCUGGGCAGGGAGAGCCAGCGACCGAGCCCUCCGCCUGGCAGGAGAGAGUGGCCGCGGGUUAGCAGGGUCUAACGCCCCGGGUGCUCAGAGGGUCCUGGUGGCGCAAAGUCGCUGUGGAUGGGAAAGCCCCAGAGGCUCCGAAGAGUGCUCCCUCGGGGAGAUGGCGUGGCGCUCUGGGAAGCCAAAGGCCAAGCGGUUCUCUCUCCAGCACGUACUCUUCGUCCCCACUCCCCGCCCCAUCACCACUCCCUGAGGAGUGUGAGUGCUGUGCGCGGAUUUUUAAAUCGCAGCUUUAAAAAUAGAAAAACUAUGUUCCUGAAUCCGACAGGAACCGCUGAUGUGUUCUUUAUGCAGCUAAAUCCGCUCACAAAAUGGAAAAGGGCCCUGAAGAGAAUGAAUGAGGGUAAUUUCAGAUGGUGGUAUUAGCUGCUGACUGAGUUGCUCACCGCCCCCCCCCCCCGCCCCCGUCCUGGUGGGAGGGUCAGACUCUGGGCAGUCAGGGCGCAGCGCUUUUGGCAAAUCCUGAGUAGUGGAUCCUGGCCUUGGCGCUCACGGGGUGUGUACACAGCAGGAUGUGGCUUCUGAAACCAGUUGCAACACCCAGUCUCUGUUGGGGCAUGAAAAAGUCACUUUUUUCCAUAUUUCUGUUUCUACCUCUAUGAAACAUGACGGGUGACCCAGCUGACCUCCCAAAUGGACCAUGUGCCCCCAGCUAAUUACUGAUUGUAAAAGCUGCAAGUGAGAGGAGCUGGGCUAAUCUAUAAUGACAGCCCUACUGUUCUGUAUUAUUUUAAAUCAGUUAACAUCCCACCUAGUGCCUGGGGGCCUGUAGGCACCUGUAGGCACCUAGGCAGAAAGUGUGAAAACACAAGAAUGAAAUUAAUUGCAGGAACCGCCUAUUAAAACCCCAUUAAAAGUAAAGGCCGCAAGCCAGACUGGUAUCUGGGAAAGCCAGGCCAGAGAGAGGUUCAGAAAACAGUGCUGUUCCUCAGAUCACAAGGAGAAGGCAAUAUGGAGUGGAAAGCAUCUGGCUUCUCUUAGAUUCCAAUCUGGAGGCAGAAAGCAGAAAUAUUGCAGCUGAUUUUAAUUGCCCCUAAGGUAACGUAGGGAGAAAAAAUAAACUAAAACCCAGAGCAUACAGAGCUGCUUUAAAGGUGAAAGGAGACAGAGCUGCCUUUGGAAAACCAACCCCCUGCUAGGCUAUCCGAGGGACUCAGAUUUCUAUGCUCUGUGGCCAGAGAGCCCCUAUAUACUCAUACAGCUCUAUCCCAGCAAUACUGAACUAGAACAGAGUUCAAGAUGAGAUGCCCAAGGUCAGAGGCUGGAUAGACGGAAACUGAGGGAGGCAGCCUGGCUCAGGGCGCCAGGUGGCAGAUGGGUCCAAAGCCUAAGCUCACAACACUCACAGACUCGCUCACCUUGAGUUUCUGGAAUGUCCUAACCACCGCACCUUUAUUUGUUUAUUUAUUCAUUCAGUCAUCCAGUCAAGAAAUCAUUUGAAUUUUUGUUCUAUACUGAGCCCUCUACUAGGUAUUGAGAAUACAAGAUAAAUAAGGCACAGUCUUAAAUGUAGGCUAAUGAUACAGUGUGGUUAGGAAGUACUUUGGGAAAAUAGAGCCAGAAGAGACCACCUUUCACGGGGUGAUGACACUUGAUGGGGCUUGAUGAGCAGGAAUUAGUCAUGUGAGGAGGCAUUGUAGAUGGGAACACGGGAUGUGCCAAGCCCCAGAUGUGUUAACAUAUGACUUCGUGAUCCAGCAAUUUCGCUUUUUGGAAUCUACCCUAGACAAACAUGAGUAGAAGUGCAGAAAAAGGUACAAGGAUGUUUGCAUGUAGUGUUGUUUGCAGUAAGGGAAAACUGGAAGCAAAUUUCCAUCGAGAGACUGCUGGCUGGCAGGUCACCAGGGUGCACAGGUCAGACAGUGCAGAGAGGCCUUGGCCCAGGGACUCCCUCCAGGGACACGGUGGUGCGGCCCAAGCCUUGACUCUCAGAGCGGCCCAUCAACCACCUCAGCCGCUUAAAAAAAUCCUGUAUAUACACCAGAGAUUUGGAAAUAAGGAUAAACACCAAAGUGCAGGAGGGGAAAAAAAAAUAGUUGAAUAACCUAGAGUUCAUUCAUGAGAUGGCUAAACUCUGCAGCACCUGA
Messenger RNA from Lutra lutra (Eurasian river otter), 3434 nucleotides. Its product is annotated as translation initiation factor IF-2-like. Lineage: Eukaryota; Metazoa; Chordata; Mammalia; Carnivora; Mustelidae. Bases 139 to 744 code for a protein of 201 amino acids. The record is from RefSeq and is a predicted model, not a curated record. The transcript has 2 exons.